Gracilinanus agilis (Agile Gracile Mouse Opossum) is the source of this 684-nucleotide messenger RNA. RefSeq names its product neuromedin B (gene NMB). Lineage: Eukaryota; Metazoa; Chordata; Mammalia; Didelphimorphia; Didelphidae. The record is from RefSeq and is a predicted model, not a curated record. The transcript is spliced from 5 exons. The coding region runs from base 28 to 519 and encodes 163 amino acids. Gene Ontology annotation, biological process: neuropeptide signaling pathway; positive regulation of hormone secretion. Gene Ontology annotation, molecular function: neuromedin B receptor binding; neuropeptide hormone activity. Gene Ontology annotation, cellular component: neuron projection.
CAUUUACUUCUCCAGCUCAUUUUACAGAUGAAGAAACUGAGGCAAACAGGGCUCAGCGACUUGCUCCGGAAUGACACAACUAAUACCCUAUCCGCCUUGGAUUAUCAUUAUUGGACAUGUGCGCCUCCCCAUCUAGAUCGAAAAUUCUUUGACCCCUUAGCAGUAUCCAGGAAAUUCAAAAGUAUUUGUUGCCUGGUGUUCCUGGCUUUCCUCUCCAGCACCUCCACACUCAGUCUGGACUUUGCUGAACAUCGGAAUAAAGCAGCCAAGAUCAAAAUCCACCCCAGAGGCAACCUCUGGGCCACAGGCCACUUCAUGGGCAAGAAGAGUGUGGAGCCACUGGCCUUCUCGUCAUCCUCUGGGACGGCCACCCAUGCCACUCUGGAGGAAAUGAGGGACCGGCUGAGUCAUGACUUGGUUAGGGUCCUCUGGCUGAAGAAAUCCUUGGGCAUGAGCCAAGAGGACCCUGCAGUGAGCACCCAGGACCUAUGGAUGCUUCUUCAGCAGCUGGAGAAAUAAUCAGGUCACCAGGCAGGUAUGGCUCAGACUGCACAAACCAUGCAACUAUAUGGAUUUCACACCUUGUCCACCAGGGGCAACUCCUGCAGUCGAGAAGAGGAAUUCCAGCCCCCUUGCUGUUGCUACAUCAUGUCUGUAAUCUUUGAUUGAGAUCACUCACUGUUA